GCAUGAGCCAGUGGCCGGAGAGUGCGGAAACCCUCUACGAAGACCGGCAACAGCUUCGAGUGAAAAAAAUGAUACACUUGAUAUGAACGGGCAGAUGGGAUAUGAAACAGUUGAGUGUGGGCAAAGAAAUUUAAAUUCGUCGACUACAGAAGUCUUAGCAGACCCUAAGUUCAUGGAAGAGGGCGAACAUGGUGCUACUACGCAAACCAUUGACAUUCAGGGUGGGGUUAAAAUGGUGUGUAAAUUCAGCAUUUCGCGUCAAGAUAUGGAAAAUAAUAGUAGACAGUAUUUGCUGGAAACAACGAAAGAAUACACUAAUCAUGCUGUUGCCAACAACUUCUACAAAGGAGUGAAGUGGGCGCCAGACGGUAGUCAUCUGCUGACGUGCACUGAAGAUAAUCACUUUAGGCUAUAUCAAUUGCCUGUCGAUAUGGACUAUCAAACUCCUGAGUACUGCGUAGUGGGGAGCUGCUCGAAGUCACUGACAUUCCAGCGGGCGAAUUGAUCUACGAUUAUGCCUGGUAUCCUCAUAUGCGGUACUGGGAUCCGACCACCUGCGUGUACAUCACGUGCACCCGCGAUCACCCAAUACAUCUCAGAGAAGCGGCCACAGGAGCUAUUCGCUGUACAUACAGGCCGUACAAUCACCUCGAUGAGGUUGAGGCCCCCAAGUCAGUUGCUUUCAAUCCUGACGGCACAAAGAUAUACUGUGGAUUUGAGAAGAUGAUCCGCAUAUUUGACACUUCGCGUCCCGGGAGAGACCACAUUGAUGUAAAGACUCUGGCGCAUAAAAGAGCGAAGGGUCAACGUGGAAUUAUUUCGACCAUCGCUUUUUCGCCAGCGACUCUCUCACUUUACGCCGCUGGCAGCUAUGAUCGAAGCAUCGCCUUGUACGUAGACAACGAUUGCAGCCCGGUAGCGCGAUUGAAAGGGAGUAAGGGAGGAGUAACUCAAGUGAAAUUCUCUCCCGAUGGACUGUAUGUAUACAGUGGAGGCAGAAGGGACGAUUAUAUUAUGUGCUGGGAUGUACGGAUGGGUGGUAAGCUCGCUGGGCGUAUGAAGCGAACGGCAGACACAAACCAGCGACUGCAGUUUGAUAUAGAUCCGCAGGGAAAGUACCUAGCCACAGGUAGCCAAGAUGCAACCAUUCGAGUCUUCGAUCUGAACGGUGACUGGCCCGAGGACUACAAUACGUAUGACAGCCAGUGUUCAAGUAGCAGCUAUGUGCGCGGUGUUCCUCUGUAUCUACACUUAAUUUGA
Sphaeroforma arctica JP610 is the source of this 1260-nucleotide messenger RNA. RefSeq lists its product as hypothetical. Gene Ontology annotation, molecular function: protein binding. Bases 532 to 1260 code for a protein of 242 amino acids. Lineage: Eukaryota; Ichthyosporea; Ichthyophonida. The transcript has 8 exons. The record is from RefSeq and is a predicted model, not a curated record.